GUAGACUUAUGCCGCGGGGUGAGAGGGUGGACUUGGGCGGAUGUGAAACCUGGGGAAUUUGGUUGGACUUUCUUGCUGAGUAAUGACGUGACAUGACUGAGUAUAAAGAAGAGUGUGGCUGGGUGAGGUGAGGCAGUAUCUGAAAGCAACGAGGAGCAAGGAAAGAAAGCCGUUUUGUCCUUCGCGUCGCAGCCUGAGGACCAUGAGAGGCAGCGUGUUGACCGGCUUGUGUGUGGCGGCGGUGGUGCUCUGUGUGUACCUCCCCCAGCCGUGUGAGGCCCAGUGGCAGGCCCUGGUGGGACCGCUCAUUGAAAAAGUCUCUGGUCUAUGGCACAACGACACCGUGGACUUCAUGGGCCGAGAAUGCAAAUUCCGCAGGAGCCCGAAAAUCAAGCGCUGGGAAUUGUACCACGAGGGCAAAUUUUGGUGUCCUGGCUGGGCACCCUUCUCCGGCAAUUCUAGCAAGAGGAGCAGAUCAGGGUCGCUGGAGGAAGCCACUCGGGACUUCGUGCGUCAGGCCUUCGAAAAGGGACUCAUCACCGAGGCGGACGCAAAACUCUGGCUCAAGAUCUAAGGAAGCGGGAAGAGAAAACUGGGUGCAGGAAGAGGAAACUGGGUGCAGGAGCAGGAAGCAGACGAGGAAGUAGGCUUAGUGGUGAAAAUAAAAUAACGCGGUAGUAAGGAGGAAAUUGAGAGAGGAGUAAGAGGAGACAGGAAGGAAAACAUGAGGUUGGUGAUAAGCCAGUCAUAUAAAAACUUGACUUUCCAGAGAGAACAGCAGCCCAUGACAAGGAAAUUUAUAAAGUAAUAGAGAAGUAAAGGUAGACGAGAAUGAUACGAAUAAUAAAGUGUUGAACAAAGCUACACGGGAUGAAUUUGUUACACUCCGCCAUCCCGUCACGGAUAAAUCCUUAAGCAGUGGACACCUUCAUCCCUCUUACCAAACCAACCACCAAGAGAGGAAAGAAUCAGGCAGCGGCAAGCACUGAACUGGUCUUCCAAUACAUAGAAAUUCACUCUCAGGUUUUAAAUGUCGACACUUGGGAGGCAGAUAUUUUCCUCUUUAUUUCCAGUUCUGCAAACAAAAGAUGCGACGAAAGACGGGAACAGUAGAUAUAGGCAAUUAAGUGAAUAAAGUAACAAUAGCGUCAAUAUAACAUGGAUAGAACGGUGUAGAAGAAAGAUGCGGGACCAGUGAGUUAGAGAGAAUGAUAUCAGUGUAGAGGCAGAUCUAAAGAACACUGUAGGAUCAAAAGUUUAAGAAAGAUAGGGACAACACAGACGCAGUGGUGUGUGAAGAUACGAGGCCGCCAGAAAGAGAAAGAAAAAAAAAGUGCUAAAUUUCCUAAGCAGUGGAGGCUGGAAUGAGAAACGAAUGAGGGCAGAGUAGUUAGUAGUUGUAGUCUACUGUUAUACUAUUAUAUCUAUGCAGGAUUCAUGAUAUUUUUUUGGGCAUACUUUGUUUUCGUCCAGGAGGAGAGAUGUACUAUCCUAGACGAAAAAAAAAAUCAAGAAUAUAAAAGAGCUAAUCAAUAAAAUAAUGCCAGUCU
Eriocheir sinensis (Chinese mitten crab) is the source of this 1550-nucleotide messenger RNA. RefSeq names its product anti-lipopolysaccharide factor-like. The transcript is spliced from 4 exons. Lineage: Eukaryota; Metazoa; Arthropoda; Malacostraca; Decapoda; Varunidae. The record is from RefSeq and is a predicted model, not a curated record. Bases 203 to 574 code for a protein of 123 amino acids.